AUUUUCGUUAGAGAUACCUUACGUCAAUUUCUUCACUUUUCACUUCCGUGUUUGUUUACAUCCUGAAAUUGAACGUAAUUUGGUUUAUUCCUUGUGUUUAUAGGAAAAUUACACUCUAUAAUAAAGAUGUCGACCCCUUCUAGACCUGCACCACCAAGACCUCAGCCGAAACCAGGUCAAGUAAAGGUUUUCAGAUCGCUCUAUGCCUACACAGCCCUGCAGAGUGAUGAAUUGACCUUUGAAGAAGGUGACCUACUUUAUGUGACUGAAAUGACAAAUGAUGGCUGGUGGAAGGGGAGAUGCGGAACUAAAUCGGGUCUUAUUCCUGGAAACUAUGUUGAAGAAAGCACGGAGUCUGUUGAUUUUCCCCUUCACGAAGCAGCUAAACGUGGCAAUCUUUCCUUCCUUCAAGAAUGCAUCUCAAAUAAGGUUUCGGUCAAUAGUCUUGACAAGGCCGGAGCCACCCCCCUCUACUGGGCAGCUCAUGGAGGACAUAUUGAUUGCAUGAAGGCAUUACUAGCAAUACCAAACUGUCAAGUAGAUGCUCAGAACAAGAUUGGAGACACAGCGUUACAUGCAGCAGCGUGGAAAGGACACAAGGAAGGAGUACAGAUUCUCUUAGAAAAAGGAGCACGGACAGACUUGCCAAACAAUGAUGGUAAAAUUCCUCAACAACUUGCUUCAAAAGAUCCCGCUACUGCAGCACUUCUUCUACCUCAGAGAAGAUACGACGACGACGAUGAAUAUCUUGAUGAGGACGAUUCAGACUAGUGACACACAGUAGUCUAGGCAGCGGUUUCUUGUGUGAUGUAAAUAUUUAUUUUUUUGUACAAAAACAACAACAAUACACAGUAAACCAGGUUCAAAUAGGGUUUAUAUAAUAUAUCAUAUUUUAUAUAAAUUGUUCUUUUGCAAUCAUGGUUUCUACAGUGACAUAUAUGCGGAAUAAGAAGAGCAAGUUGAACAUUGCAGUUUGCACUAAAGUUACUCCCAUGUUUAAUCUUGAAUUGCACCACACAUUAUUUUACAGUAAAGUCACACAGAUAAGACGAAAUCAAUGAGACAAAGCAUUAGUUUGAUAUAAUAGGUGGGAAUUCAAGACAAGGUACUGGUCGUAUAAGAACAAAAGAUACAUUUGGUAAGAACUGGUUCUGCGUUGACCGUAACACACUAUAUCAUCAUUCGGAGCAACUCAUAUACUUAAACACAAAGCUAACCCUCAUCUUGCUCCAAAAAAACAAUAUUAUCAUGGUAUGUUAUCUAUUAAAAAUCAUUGAUAAAUGGUAUUGAGUCUAUUGACUGUUGUAUUAAGUCAGAUACAUGACUAUUUAGUAUUUUACAUCAUCAUAAAAAUGUAAUAUACAUGUGUUAAUAGAAAUAUAUAUUUCAAAUUAUUUUAUUUGGAUAAGGUACAACAAUUACAGGAAAUAUUUUGAAAAAUUUGGUGAGAGACAUAGAGUAUAUGACAUAGUCUGCUUGGAGCCAGGAAAGGGUUAACUCUGUCUUAGAGUAUAUGAGAAAUACCCUUCUCCUGCUCCAAACAGACGAUACUAUAUAUGCCCUUAAUAUGUUGUACAGCAUAUCACACCUUUGUAUUAUCGUAGAAUGUCAAAAUUAUGGACCAAAUUUUGAUUUAUUUUUUUGUCAUUUUUGAAAAUAUGAUUUUCAGCCAUUGUAUGAUCACAGGGGUUUGCUUUGAAGGGUCCUCUGGGUAAUAACCUUUUGGGGGAUUAUUAUGAACUUUUGUGAUUUAUUCUUGGGGACUGGGUAAAAA
Strongylocentrotus purpuratus (purple sea urchin) is the source of this 1774-nucleotide messenger RNA. RefSeq names its product osteoclast-stimulating factor 1. Bases 127 to 771 code for a protein of 214 amino acids. Lineage: Eukaryota; Metazoa; Echinodermata; Echinoidea; Camarodonta; Strongylocentrotidae. Gene Ontology annotation, molecular function: protein binding. The transcript is spliced from 9 exons. Gene Ontology annotation, biological process: signal transduction. The record is from RefSeq and is a predicted model, not a curated record.